UCACCAGGGAGGCCACAGGGUGUUCCCUCAGAUAAGUCGGAGCCUCUAUCCUCCUGCUCUUGCCCCAGAGAUCUCCCAGCUCUACUAGCUGGCUUGUGGGCAAGGCUGAGUCUCCUGAGGACACAUGGAAUUGGUCCAGGACACCUCCCGCCCGUCACUGGUAGAUAUGAAGGGCAUACCAAUGAUCAAGUACUUUGCAGAAGGGACAAGGCUGCUACAGGACUUCCAGGCCCGCGAUGACGACCUGCUUGUCAGCACAUACCCCAAGUCAGGCACCACUUGGGUGAGUGAGAUACUGGACAUAAUCUACCAGGGUGGUGAUUUGGAGAAGUGUCGCCGGGCCCCCAUCUACAUGAGGGUGCCUUUCCUUGAGUUCACAAGCCCAGGUGUUCCCUCAGGUCGAGAGGCUCUGGAAAGCGCCGAACCCCCCCGGCUCCUCAAGACACACUUGCCCCUGGCCCUGCUCCCCCAGAGCCUGCUGGACCAGAAGGUCAAGGUCAUCUACAUUGCCCGCAAUGCAAAGGAUGUGGCCGUCUCCUAUUAUAACUUCCACCUCAUGGCCAAGGUGCACCCUGACCCUGGCACCUGGGACAGCUUCCUGGAGAAGUUCAUGGAUGGGGAAGUGUCCUAUGGGUCAUGGUACCAGCAUGUGCGGGAGUGGUGGGAGCUGCGCCACACGCACCCUGUGCUGUACCUCUUCUAUGAAGACAUGCAGGAGAACCCCAAAAGGGAGAUUCGAAAGAUCCUGGACUUUCUGGGGCGCUCUGUGCCUGAGGAAACCAUAGAUCUCAUUGUCCAGCACACAACCUUCAAGGAGAUGAAGAAGAACCCUAUGACUAAUUACACCACUAUACCCAGUCACCACAUGGACCACAGUGUUUCCCCAUUCAUGAGGAAAGGCAUCACAGGAGACUGGAAAAACACCUUCACUGAGGCCCAGAACAAGCGCUUUGAUGCCCACUAUGCUGACAAGAUGGCAGGCUGUGACCUCACCUUUCGUUAUCAGAUUUAACUAUAUUACCAGGAGUUACUUCAGAGCAGUUUGAACAAACCUAUUGUUCGCAUUCCCUCUCUACCAGCCCCUCCCACUCCUUCAUAAAGCACUCUCUGGGGGGCUCCCACCAGCUCCUUUGGGACAGGUGGGCACUCCCACUCUCCACCAGACCUAGCUGCACAUGCAGAGUACCUCCCACUUCUAGCCCUGGAGUUACAAGGAUCCACCUGGAUGGGGACAGGUGCUGUAUUGCUCCCUCUCCCAUGGGGAAGAUGGCCCCUCUGAUAAACCUCCUUCUGUA
Messenger RNA from Dipodomys spectabilis (banner-tailed kangaroo rat), 1295 nucleotides. It is a transcript of the gene Sult1a2, whose product is annotated as sulfotransferase family 1A member 2. The record is from RefSeq and is a predicted model, not a curated record. Gene Ontology annotation, molecular function: sulfotransferase activity. NCBI's taxonomy places the organism in Eukaryota, Metazoa, Chordata, Mammalia, Rodentia, Heteromyidae. Gene Ontology annotation, cellular component: cytoplasm. The transcript is spliced from 9 exons. Gene Ontology annotation, biological process: sulfation. Bases 125 to 1012 code for a protein of 295 amino acids.